GCAACAGGGCUUAAGGAACGAGCAAAGAUUCGGACCAUUGAACAUUUACCAGGUUUUUUUUUUUAAAUAAAACAUUUACAAGUUACCAGAAUCGGGAACCUUUCGGCUAGCUAGCUGGUUAGCUUGGUGGCUAAUCGGUGGCUUUGCUUCGUUAUGCUUCCUAAAUAUGUGACGGUCAUUUCAAACUGACGUUGAGGGAAAAAACAAAACAAUUAUAAAAUUUGACUACCUGAGGGGUUCAGUAGCUAUGAGAAUAAACACAUAACGCUUCAGUUCAUUUCAACUGUAUUUUUAGUAUUUCGCUAGGACACUCCCAUUCUAAUUAGCGUGCUAGCUUUCUUCGCUAAGCUUGGGCGUCGGGUUAGUUAUUUAGCUAGCUAAUUACGGGUGAUUUGCAUAUAUGUGUGUGUGUUCGCCGAAAUGAACGUGAUGUAUAGACAAGGAGGAAAAAAAUAAAAACAAGUCGAACACGGACAAACACAACGACUGAAUACUGCACUCGCAUUAGAGGAGUAAAUGAUCAGGACCUAUUACACCUCCCCUGAAGUUUCCAGCAUGAGGCUUCCCUGAAACUUCUCUAUGGGGAUAAAGACGUUGAAUAAUUUAAAGUGUAUUCAUUGAGAUUGGACAAUUGUGAGAUCUAGAGAACAUGCCUCCACGGCCAUCGUCCGGAGAAUUAUGGGGCAUCCAUCUGAUGCCCCCCAGGAUUUUGGUGGACUGUCUACUGCCCAAUGGCAUGAUCCUGACCCUGGAGUGCCUCCGUGAGGCCACACUUGUCACCAUCAAACAUGAACUGUUUAAGGAAGCACGAAAGUUCCCGCUCCAUCACUUGUUGCAAGAGGAAGCCUCAUACAUCUUCGUCAGCGUAACGCAGGAAGCCGAGCGGGAAGAGUUUUAUGACGAGACCAGAAGACUCUGUGAUCUCAGGCUCUUCCAGCCUUUCUUAAAAGUCAUCGAACCUGUAGGCAACAGAGAGGAGAAAAUUCUCAACCGGGAAAUCGGUUUUGCCAUUGGAAUGCCUGUAUGCGAAUUCGAUCUAGUGAAGGAUCCCGAAGUGCAGGACUUCAGGCGAAAUAUACUUAAUGUCUGCAAAGACUCAGUAGAACUCAGAGACUCAAACGGGCCGCACAGUCGAGCAUUAUAUGUUUACCCUCCCAACGUGGAGUCUUCACCAGAGCUUCCAAAGCACAUUUUUGGCAAAUUAGACAAAGGUCAGAUUAUCGUGGUCAUCUGGGUUAUUGUCUCGCCCAACAAUGACAAGCAGAAGUAUACAUUGAAGAUCAACCACGACUGUGUCCCCGAGCAGGUGAUAGCAGAAGCCAUCAGGAAAAAAACCCGCAGUAUGCUGUUGUCAGCUGAGCAGCUGAAGAUGUGUGUGCAGGAAUACCAGGGCAAGUACAUCCUCAAAGUGUGUGGCUGUGACGAGUACCUGCUGGAAAAGUACCCCAUCAGUCAGUAUAAGUAUGUGAGGAGUUGCAUUAUGCUGGGCCGAAUGCCAAACCUAAUGCUGAUGUCCAAAGAUAGCUUAUACUCUCAGCUGCCCAUGGACACAUUCACCAUGCCCUCGUACUCGCGCCGCAUCUCCACGGCCACACCGUACAUGAACGGGGAAGCCUCCAGCAAAUCCUUGUGGACCAUCACCAGCAACCUAAGAAUACGUGUACUCUGUGCAACAUACGUCAAUGUAAACAUCCGGGACAUUGAUAAGAUUUAUGUCCGUACAGGGAUCUACCAUGGAGGAGAACAGUUAUGUGACAAUGUCAACACACAGCGUGUGCCCUGUUCAAACCCAAGGUGGAAUGAGUGGCUUAUGUAUGACAUGUACAUUCAUGACAUUCCUCGAGCUGCUCGUCUUUGUCUGUCCAUCUGCUCUGUCAAGGGGAGGAAGGGAGCAAAAGAGGAACACUGUCCACUGGCUUGGGGAAAUGUAAACCUCUUUGACUACACACAUACACUGGUCUCUGGGAAAAUGGCACUGAACCUGUGGCCGGUGCCACAUGGCCUAGAGGAUCUGCUAAACCCCAUUGGCGUCACAGGCUCCAACCCCAACAAGGAAACCCCAUGUCUCGAGUUAGAAUUUGACUACUUCAGCUGUCCUGUGAAGUUCCCUGACAAAGCCACAAUAGAGGAUCAUGCUAUUAAAAUGCUGUCCAGGGAAACGGGAUAUAAUUACUUUCAAUCUGGACAGAGCAACAGACAGGUUCGAGACCACCACAUAGUGGAGAGUGAUCUUGAGCAGCUGCGGCAAAUAGCAAACAGAGACCCACUUUCUGAGAUCACUGAGCAAGAAAAGGACUUCCUGUGGAGGCACAGGCAAUACUGUAAAGCUAUACCAGAGAUUCUUCCUAAGAUUCUCCUUGCUGUAAAGUGGAACGCCAGAGAUGAAGUCGCACAGAUGUAUUGCCUUCUUAAAGGCUGGCCACAAAUAAAACCAGAACAAGCCAUGGAGUUACUUGACUGCAACUAUCCAGAUCCGAUGAUUCGAGAAUUUGCAGUACAGUGCCUUGAGAAAUAUUUGACCGAUGAUAAACUCUCACAAUACCUUAUUCAGUUGGUCCAGGUUUUGAAGUAUGAGCAGUAUCUUGAUAACCCAUUGGUGCGAUUUCUGCUGAAGAGGGCCCUGACCAACCAGAGGAUUGGACAUUUCUUUUUUUGGCAUUUGAAGUCAGAGAUGCACAACAAGACAGUGAGUCAGCGUUUUGGUCUGCUGCUGGAGUCAUACUGCCGAGCCUGCGGUAUGUAUCUGAAGCACUUGAGCAGACAGGUGGAAGCCAUGGAGAAACUCAUCAACCUCACAGACAUACUCAAGCAGGAGAAGAAGGAUGAGACUCAGAAGGUGCAGAUGAAGUUUCUGGUGGAGCAGAUGAGGAGGCCGGAUUAUAUGGAUGCCCUUCAAAACUUUACCUCUCCAUUGAAUCCAGCCCACCAGCUAGGCAACCUGCGGCUUGAAGAAUGCAGAAUAAUGUCAUCAGCCAAGAGGCCGUUGUGGCUUAAUUGGGAAAACCCUGAUAUCAUGUCAGAGCUUCUCUUCCAGAACAAUGAGAUCAUCUUUAAGAAUGGGGAUGACCUGAGGCAAGAUAUGCUGACACUGCAAAUCAUUAAAAUAAUGGAGAACAUCUGGCAGAACCAGGGGUUAGACCUCAGAAUGCUUCCUUAUGGCUGCCUGUCCAUUGGAGACUGUGUGGGCCUUAUUGAAGUUGUGAGGAGUUCUCAUACCAUCAUGCAAAUCCAGUGUAAAGGUGGUCUCAAAGGAGCAUUGCAGUUUAAUAGCUCCACCCUGCACCAGUGGCUGAAGGACAAGAACAAGGGCGAGAUGUAUGACUUGGCCAUUGACCUGUUCACUCGAUCCUGUGCUGGUUAUUGCGUAGCCACUUUUAUUCUGGGCAUUGGUGACCGACACAACAGUAACAUCAUGGUAAAGGAAGAUGGACAGCUGUUUCACAUAGAUUUUGGUCACUUCCUGGAUCAUAAAAAGAAGAAGUUUGGCUACAAGAGAGAGCGAGUACCAUUUGUCUUAACUCAAGACUUCUUGAUUGUGAUUAGCAAGGGAGGAACACAAGAAUGCACUAAAACAAGGGAGUUUGAAAGGUUUCAGGAGAUGUGCUACAAGGCAUACCUGGCUAUCCGACAGCAUGCCAACCUCUUUAUCAACCUGUUCUCAAUGAUGCUGGGCUCCGGCAUGCCAGAGUUGCAAUCGUUUGAUGACAUUGCCUACAUCCGCAAAACUCUGGCACUAGAUAAGACUGAGCAGGAGGCUCUGGACUACUUCAUGAAGCAGAUGAACGAUGCUCACCAUGGUGGAUGGACCACAAAGAUGGACUGGAUCUUCCACACCAUUCGACACCACGCCCAGAACUGAUCUGGAGCCCAUGUGAACUAAGACAGGACCCCUUGCCCGGAACCUACUGGCAUAUCUUUGCUAGUAGAAACAUGGCAACCAGACCUCAAAGUUGGGUAAAAUGUGCCCCCAACUGACCUUCAGAGCACUAAACAAUCCAAAAUAUUUUUCUUCUGUUUCAAUCUCCUUUCUGGCAUCCAUACAGAAGAAUACUAACCCUAACCUUUGUCCAGAAUGGUUGUACAUUGUUGCCUGUAGUUUUGUACUGAUGUCCUUUUUUUUUUGUUUUUUGGUUUGUUCUUGCUGCUCUUUUCCUGGAGAGACCAUGGUUAUUUGACUUUAUUUUAUUUCAGAUUUUCUUUUGAGAAAAAAUAACAGGAAGCGUUCUUUAUUUUUUAGAGCGCUCUGGAUUACUCAUGUCUUCCUCCAAGUACAAAUGCCUUUAAAUAUGCAUGAAACCUCUGAGGAACUCGUAGAUUAAACAGGGUAGAAAUUUUGGUUGUUCGGUCUGCGUCCUGAAGGAUGGUUUCUGUAGCAAAUGCAGAGAAUUUGGCAUUUCCCAUAGUCUUGCAGAAAUACUUGGCUCUUGGAAACUAUUGCCCUUGAUCACUACGAAGGUUAUGUUUCUCCACCUCCUUCACCACCAUAGAAUAAUGCUGAGAUAAAGUACGUUUGGAGUUUGGACAGAAGGUGUAAUAAUUUUUUGUCCUAAUUAUGAAUUUAAAUGAGGAAUGUUUCAUCUUGUCACACACAAGCUUAAGCAAUCCAACACUAACUAAACAGAUUUGUUGUGCAAUCGGUCCAAAGGCUACACAGUGGCUCUCGCUGGCCAUGCGGUUUCAUUGCUCUGUCAUGAUUAUAAAGAACCAUAAUGUGACUCAACAUAGGAAAAAGCAAACCUAUCCUCCUCAGUGUGACAAUUAUGUAGAAUUUCCUUUCACAUACCUUUCCCCCCCCCCAGACCAGCACAGGUGAAGAUAUGUGACUGAGGUGAAGCCUUAAUGGAACUUGAUGCUUUGUGGCUGAAUGCAUAACCCUCCUCAUGCGUACUGCAUGCAGCAGUAGAGGCUAACCAGGUGCUUAGUAUAACUGGUUUUGUGAACACUUUACUUUCAGAAGAGUUGCUCUAUUUUCCACUAGCAUUAACCAGACAGGUUCAUUUAUUGUCUGCACUUGUCCUCACUUUCAUUGUGUUACACAGCUAUAUGGUUCUGUAAGAAAUGAAGAAUGGUGCUAAAUAGAUUCCACUGUAUAGAAAGGGAAUAAACUCUGGACGAAAUGGAUGUUUAAUGCUCAAGUGGCUUUGAUCGCUGAGAAUGGUUCAGCCGCUAACGUUCGCUCUACCAUUUACACUAUAAUUACACUCUACGGUAGUACAUGUCUGUAUUGUAUAUAAUCUUCAACAUGCUGUUCGAUGCUUCUUAUCUCUCCUCAUUAUGGAUUUUAUGGAGUACGCUGCAGUUUAAUCAGGGGUAGGGUGGGGGUACUUUAUGAUGUAACAUUGGCAAAUCCCAUGCAAAAUCUGUCAAAGCGUUUCCCCAGAGCAGCUUCAGCUUUUGUGUAAAAUGUCUUGUGUGUGUGUGGGGGGGGGGGGGAAUCAGGAGCGGCACUUAUUUUGGGGCACAUGGCAAGUGCCCUGACAUGCAUCCGGUUAACAAUUAACCAUGUGGAUUCACGUCCAUAACAAAACUGGUUUUGCUUGACAAAAUGCUGAGGUUCAACCAUUAAAGCUAAACCAAUCGGUUUCCAUAUGAAUGAUGAUAUGUAUACGUCCACAAUAAUUUUGCUUUGGCUUUACGUUUGUAUUGGAACCACAACGACGACUCCAUCACGACCUGUUAAUCCGACCUCUGUAGCUGUGGAGAAAGCCUGUUGUGUAUUGCAUUAAUUUUAAGCUGUGAAAAUGAGGUGCAAUCGUUAUAUCUGUACGGAUUGUAUAUCUGCUGGCGGGGAGGAUAGCUUGUGCUCGAGAAUUUGCUCAAAACUACACUACUUAAAAGAAGCUUCAGUAUAUUUAGCCUUAUUUUUUUGUUUUCCUUCCGUUUUUUAAUUUUAAUUAUUUUAAAUUCUGUUCAUUCAAGCCAAAGUUCUGUCUACGUGUCAUGAUGUUCACCUACAUGAUCACCUGAAGCAUUAAAAGAGCCGGUCUUUGUUUUUGGACAGCUCAGAGUUGAAUGAAGAUGGAGUUAUCAUCAGAAGUCUGAAGGACACUUUUUUUUUUUUUUUUUUUUUGGGUACUGUCACAGAAGUAUAAUGCUAGCAUGAGAAGGUUCUACCCAUCAAAUUCAAGAUUAGGCCACACAAUUUUUGCUUUUUUUUUUUUUUUUUUGUUAACUGCAAAGACCACAGUCAUGUUUUUAUUUCUUCCUACAUUCUGUACAAUUCUGUUUGUUCAAUCUUAUACCAACUUGUAUUAAUACAAAGAAAAGGAAGGCAUCUUUAUGUUUGUCCUCGAUAUAAUUUAUUAUACCUAUCCUGAAGUGAGAUGGCAUUGUGGUAUUCCAGUUUUCUUAUUCAUCGAUGUGCUGAGUUCAAGGUUUCAUUUUUUUUUUUUUUUUUAAAAUGUCAAUGUGAUUCUUAUAUGCAGUAAAAACUAAUGAACAGGUAUACAGACAUCAACUGA
Messenger RNA from Hemibagrus wyckioides, 6461 nucleotides. It is a transcript of the gene pik3ca, whose product is annotated as phosphatidylinositol-4,5-bisphosphate 3-kinase, catalytic subunit alpha. Gene Ontology annotation, biological process: cell migration; phosphatidylinositol 3-kinase/protein kinase B signal transduction; phosphatidylinositol-3-phosphate biosynthetic process. NCBI's taxonomy places the organism in Eukaryota, Metazoa, Chordata, Actinopteri, Siluriformes, Bagridae. The transcript has 22 exons. Gene Ontology annotation, molecular function: 1-phosphatidylinositol-4-phosphate 3-kinase activity; 1-phosphatidylinositol-3-kinase activity. Gene Ontology annotation, cellular component: cytoplasm; phosphatidylinositol 3-kinase complex, class IA; phosphatidylinositol 3-kinase complex, class IB. The record is from RefSeq and is a predicted model, not a curated record. Bases 650 to 3859 code for a protein of 1069 amino acids.